Messenger RNA from Coccinella septempunctata (seven-spotted ladybird), 719 nucleotides. RefSeq names its product UPF0587 protein CG4646. The transcript is spliced from 2 exons. Gene Ontology annotation, molecular function: zinc ion binding. Bases 124 to 609 code for a protein of 161 amino acids. NCBI's taxonomy places the organism in Eukaryota, Metazoa, Arthropoda, Insecta, Coleoptera, Coccinellidae. The record is from RefSeq and is a predicted model, not a curated record.
UUUUGGCAAUAAUAAAUAAUAAUAAUAAUAGUUAAUGAAAACAGUGGAAUAUUUUUAGGUUGUCGCUUGAUAAUAAAAUCAACAAUCUCAGAUUGUUAGAGGUUAGACAAAACUGUAUAAGAGAUGGUAAAAAUCAGUUUACAAAUAAAUGCCACUUUAGAGCAAGUAGAAGAAUUGUACACUAACCAUCCACAUUAUGCAUUUCUACUGAAACUCAAAUGUCUGAGCUGUGGAGAAUGUCCUGAUGUAUGGCAUGAUGUUAUUGAAUCCAAGACGUACCCUUCUAAGACUGGUAAAUCGGAUACACAUUAUUCGGCAAAAUGCAAACUGUGUGGAAGAGAAAAUAGCCUUUCAAUUAUCGAAGGAACAAAUGAAAAAUACACUAACGAUGACCAAGGACGGUUUAAGUCCAUUGUAACUUUCGAUUGUCGAGGAAUUGAGCCAGUGGAGUUCACUCCUACAGAUGGAUGGAUUGCUAAAAUUGAAGAGAGCGGUAGACUUUUUGAGGACAUAAAUUUGGCAGAGAAAGAAUGGGUUGAAUAUGACGAGAGGAUUGGGCAGUCUGUCGGUAUAUAUGAUUUUCAAUCACAAUUCAUCAAAAUUAAGUGAAGAUAUAGAUGCAAAACCCAUAAUGAGUCUAAUACCAUUCAUGUUUACUUUUUCCAAGAAAACAUUUGUUAUUUUCCAAGAUUUUUAAUGCCAUAAAUAGUUGAAAAUUA